AUGUCCGGCGUUACUGAAAAGGCACGCAUUGCCUCUUUUGGCGGCAAGCUCCUCAAGCUGAGCCACAAUGCUUCUACCACCCGUUGCGAAAUGUCUUUCAACUUGUAUCUCCCUCCGGGGGCUGUGGACAGCAAUGCAUCCAGCAAGGUCCCUGUGCUGAUUUAUCUGUCUGGUCUGACCUGUACCGCCGACAAUUGCUCCGAGAAGGGCUUCUUCCAGCAUGCGGCCAGCAAGAAGGGAAUUGCGGUGCUGUAUCCGGAUACCAGCCCUCGGGGUUUGAACAUUGCUGGCGAGGACGACUCGUAUGACUUUGGAUCCGGCGCUGGCUUCUACGUUGAUGCGACCAAGGCCCCUUAUGACCAGGGAUACAACAUGUACAGCUAUGUCACUGAAGAGCUGCCUCAGACUGUCUUCAAGGCGUUUCCGCAAUUGGACUCCAGCCGCGUGAGCAUUACCGGUCAUAGUAUGGGUGGACACGGUGCUCUCACACUGUUCCUGCGCAACCCGGGCAAGUACAAGUCUGUCUCGGCAUUCGCUCCAAUCUCCAACCCGAUCAACUGUCCCUGGGGUCAAAAGGCGUUCAAGGGAUACUUUGGCGAAGACCAGCAGGAAAAGUGGAAGGAGCAUGAUGCGACAGAGUUGGUAAAGAAGUGGAACGGUCCAGAGUUGGAUAUUCUCAUUGAUGUGGGCACCGGCGACAACUUUUACAAACAAGGCCAACUACUCCCCGAGAACCUCCAAGCCGCCGCCGCCGAGGCCGGCCACAAGGGCGUAAAUGUUCGAUUCCAGCCAGACUACGACCACUCUUAUUACACCAUGGCCACCUUUGCAGAUGACCAUGUGGAACAUGCUGCCAAGUAUUUGAAAUAG
This is a messenger RNA of Penicillium oxalicum, 870 nucleotides long. Its product is annotated as S-formylglutathione hydrolase. The record is from RefSeq and is a predicted model, not a curated record. Gene Ontology annotation, cellular component: cytosol. Gene Ontology annotation, molecular function: S-formylglutathione hydrolase activity. The transcript has 4 exons. Gene Ontology annotation, biological process: formaldehyde catabolic process. The coding region runs from base 1 to 870 and encodes 289 amino acids. NCBI's taxonomy places the organism in Eukaryota, Fungi, Ascomycota, Eurotiomycetes, Eurotiales, Aspergillaceae.